Molecule: messenger RNA, 708 nt
Organism: Vitis riparia (riverbank grape)
Lineage: Eukaryota; Viridiplantae; Streptophyta; Magnoliopsida; Vitales; Vitaceae
Product: auxin-responsive protein SAUR21-like
Exons: 1
Coding region: 218-505 (95 amino acids)
Biological process (GO): response to auxin
Source: RefSeq, a predicted model, not a curated record
CCAUGUGACCCCUUGUGAGUUAUCUCCUUGAAGGGACCCCAUUGCAGGAGUCUCUUCAUCACUCAUUCCACUUGAGAAUACUGGCCAUACAGCAUUUGCUCUAUAAAUAUACCUACUCUAUGGGUAUACAUCCAUCAAGUUUCAAAGCUUUCUUAUAUUCCGAACUCUUUGAAAUCCUUUCCCACCAUCAUUGUUUGAGAAACUAAAUUUGAAACUCAUGGCAAUCCGUUUUCAGAGGAUUAUUCCUGCCAAGCAGAUCCUGAGACGCAUUCUUCCAUCUCCGGAGUCCACGAAUGUGCCGAAAGGCCAUGUUCCUGUCUAUGUUGGAGAAACACAGAAGAAGAGAUUUGUGAUUCCAAUUUCAUACUUGAAGCAUCCUUCAUUCCAAAACUUGCUAAGUCAGGCUGAGGAAGAGUUCGGGUUUGAUCAUCCACUGGGGGGCCUCACUAUCCCAUGCAGAGAAGAAGCCUUCAUUGAUCUAACUUGCAGUUUGAAUUGCUCAUAAGGAGGAAAAUCUCAAAAUGGCCGGCCUCAAGCAAUCUCAUCUCUAACACCACUGACUCCAAAAUCCAGUCCCAUCAAUUUUGUAUCACUGAGAAAUAGGUCUUUUUGAAGUGUCAUCGAUGUACAUUUCUUCAAUAUUUCUGUAAAGCAAUUAGUUGACAGUCAAAUGUAUACAAGCCAAAAAGAUGUUACUUCAUUUUCUCA